Arctia plantaginis is the source of this 1854-nucleotide messenger RNA. The record is from the annotation of a GenBank genome assembly. NCBI's taxonomy places the organism in Eukaryota, Metazoa, Arthropoda, Insecta, Lepidoptera, Erebidae.
AUGAAAUUACUUUACAAAUUACGGUCAGCUUUGCCUUGGCGCGUGAAUUGUUGGUUCUGCAAUAAUAACUUCUGGAUUAAAUAUCCGGAUCGUAAUAGCUGGACGUGCCGAAUAUGUGAACAGUAUAAUGGAUUUACCAAGGAUGGAGACUACAAUAAACCAAUUCCUGCGUUUACUGAAAAAACAAACCAGACACCAAAGGUAUUCCAAAGUAGUCCACCCAAAAACGGUCUCUGCAGGAUGUGUAACGUGAACCAGCAACUAAAGGUUACACAGCUGGCAAACUUUGUUCCUAUGAAUGAGAAGAAUUAUGAUGAGGAGAUUGAGUCAUACAGGUUGCAGUUAGAAAAAGCCUACAAAUUAUGCAGCCCUUGUAAGAAAGUCCUGCAAGUCAAGUUGUACAAAGAGAAAGAAACUCUGUUAGGGUCCAAACUAUUGGCAACAAGGACACCAGAGAAAAAAAAUCAAAAGCAUGAAAAACAAAACAGAAUGCUAAAGAUGUUUAUAAACAGUACCUCUUUGCUGAUUGCACUUAUACUUUUUAUACUGGUUUCUUUUGAACUUUACACAAACUUAACAUUAAGAUACCAGAAUUUACUUAGUACAAUAACUAAUAUAAAGGAAAUAGCACUAGGACUUCUAGAAACGAAAGCUCUAGGCGCUUUUGUGUGCUUUUUACAAACUAUUGGACUCAUUUGGAAUGUAAACAAUUUGAAAAACACUAUUAUAAUUGACUUGCUAUGGCUAGUAUUUGCUGCUGCUACAUUAGACCUGGCCUUGGAACCUAUUUAUUUAAGCUUGAUUAAGGUGAUAUGUACCUUGGUGGUGAUUAUAGUCUACAAAUCUAUUAAAGCGGAAAGUAAAAUGCACGUGCCAUCGUCGCCGAAACGAAUGAAGAACCUAAUCAAGGGCUCAGUGAACACUCUCAUUGACGAAUAUGAUGACCAUGUAACCUUGGACACUGAUGAUGACGUGUCACUGAGUAAAUUCGGUUUGCAUAACUUUUCAGAAUCCUCAAAUGAUACUUUUAGUCCGUUAAAUGCAAGUUUCAUGAAUGGUAGGACCUUUACACCGAGAUCAGACAGUCUGUGGACGAAACCAAAGUUGAAUUCUACGUUUUGUGUCAAUUCUGUCACAUGCAAAAGUCCAAGUUCAGUUUCUGACAAUAUAUUUGUCAAGCCUUCUUUCAAUAAAUAUCAAAAACUUGCAAAGGACGAUUCAGAUUCAGAAUUAGAUGAAAGUAUUAGUUCCUUGUGUAUAGGUAGUCCAAAGAAGAGUAAGAAUAAAACAAAUUCUAUAUUUUCCUUAAGGAAAUUCUCGGCUACCCCCAGUUUUGUAGCGCCGACACCUAUGACUCGUUCUAGGCCUCUGAUUUCUCCCAGUAAGUUAGGUCACAGUACUUCUUGGGUAGCUGGUGGUUAUUGGGGCUCUGAAAGCGAGAGGCAAUUAUUUUCUAUAGACGGUAGUCGCUCGUCUAGUCAGAGUUCGGGUUUUGAAUCGCAAACUUCCAGCAUGAAUCAACGCAAUGUGUUUUCUCAACCUCCUUCACGCGAAGAUUCCGUAUGCGGAGAGCCAAUGGUUAUGGACCGCUAUCCAGCUGUGAGCAAUUGUAUGUUGCAAACUCCUCAGAAUUACAGACGUGUGAGCUCGCCGGUGUACCCACAGAUGCAGUUCAAUAACCACGUCCAAAUACCUCAGCCUAAAUUUGCUCAACAGUAUCCAGUUCCAAGGGUUCCAGGGUGCCCAACUGCAUUCACUCCACAGCAGUCAUAUGUAGAAAGCAGUAUGUUCAAGACUCCUAGUGAGUCUGGACUCAUAAAUCUGCAGCAAGUCAAUUCUUUACCGUCUCGCUAA